CCUUCCUGAAAGUUUGUAGCCUGUUGCACGCAUUCAAAAUGAGAGAGAAAGCAACGGGCUUUUGGGCAUGCAGGUACAUUUUAAAUACAUAUUUAUUAUUAUUUAUCGAGGUUGGUUUUAGUUAUAAAUGUUUCUCAACGCAUAUGGGUUAUGCUACGUCACAUUUUUGGUACGUCGUCGUGCUACGUGUGCUCAUCCAACAAAAUAACAGAGAACUGAUUCUCAGCUGUGCUGGUUACUGCAAUGAAUGGUGACACUAUCCAUCAGGCGACAACCACAGCUUCCAUUGCAGCACCGUGUGGCUGGAGGGAAUUCUGCGAGUUGCAUGCCAUAGCCACGGCCCGGAAACUAGCCAACCACUACCUUAACUUUGCCAGGGAGCGGCCAGAGCAUGAUGUCAUCCCACCGGACAGCUUCUCCAAGCAGUUCAGCGAGCUGUUCCAGCAGCACUUCCACAGCGAGGUGGCCGGAAAGAUCCCUACAUUGGCCCCUUCACCCAUGAUGGGCCAGCUCCGCAUCACCUCCUCCGGGGUGCAAGACUACCGGGAGGCGGGCCAGCCUGGCGCCCCGGCCCUGUUCACCGUGCUGGACUCAAAGCCGAAGCACGGGGUGGUGGAGCAGCCCCUCCAGUGCUCAUCAGCCAACCCAGGGGUGCGAGCUCGAGCUCCCGUCCGGAGCCACAGUGAGGAGGAGGUGUCUGUGUCGGAGCGGCGGCCUGUGUCUGAAUGGUACACCCCCACCUCACCCUCCUCCGCUGCUGCUGAUGUCACACACUUCUCUGUCAGCCAGAUCAGGCAGAGCGUGCGCUGUCUUCUUAAGGAGCCCCUGCCCCCACCUCAAGACAUGCUGUCGAGAGGGCCGGGGGACAGGGGAAUAGGGGGGACUCUGGAUGAAGUGGCGGCCUUAUCGUUGUCAGCAUUGACUGUGAACCCCUCCCCCGAGACCACUGCCUCUGCCUCGUCCAUGGCGGUCCACCUCCUAGACCGUCUGGCCAGCAGGUUUGGCAGUAGGAGUGUGAAGCGCGGGCCGCAGGCUGCGGGCAGCUGCAAAGAGGGGCAGCUGAGGUACCUGGUGGUUGACGACACUAUCUCGGACACGCAGCAUCGCUGGGAGCGCUGCCGCCUACUGGUGAGGAAGAUCAGAGACGGCCUAGCAGGAGAGAGGUUCCAGCUGGAGCUCUAUGACCCCCCCAAGGGCUCUAGUCCCAAACUGACAGUUCAUUGUGCAGACAUCCUGGAGAUCCGCCGCUGCAACCGCCUGGAGAUGCCCGACAACAUGCACACGUUUGUUUUAAAGGUUAAUCACUAUCCAGGUAGUCUCAUAUUUGAGACGGAAAAUAACCAGCAAGUCAGCUCCUGGACAACAGAAAUUAAAGAAUGUAUCAACAGGUCUGGCAGCGUGGAUUUGGAGCUCCUAACCUACCCUGUGGACAAUGCUGCGAUGGCCAAACGGAGAGGGAACUCCGAGUCAGGGAGUCAGGGAACUGCGACCUUUGCCCUCUCGGAGCAGGUGUUCCAUAAGACUGACCACUUCCUGUGUUCAUACCCCUGGUUCCACGGGCCCAUCUCGCGGGUCAAGGCGGCCCACCUGGUCCAGAACUUGGGCCUGGAGGGCCAUGGAGUGUUCCUAGUGAGGCAGAGUGAGACUCGCCGCGGAGACUACGUCCUCACCUUCAACUACCAGAGCAAGGCCAAGCACCUGCGUCUGUCUCUAACAGAGUGGGGUCAGUGUAGGGUGCAGCACCUGCGCUUCCCAUCCGUCAUGGACAUGCUCAGUCACUUUCGCCUCUACCCCAUACCCCUGGAGUGUGGCACUGCCUGUGACGUCACCCUCUCAAGCUUCGUGGUGGCUAACUCCCAAGGUCAGAUUUCAGCAGCUGUUCUGGUUCCCUUCUCCCUGAACUGCUGGAGCUCCGAGCCCAGCCUGGCCCACUGCAGCCCAGCCACCUGCCCCAGCCUGCUCCCCUCAGCAGGCCCCUCUCCAGGCCCCCUGCCCCAGCCCGGACACCCUCAUCUAUACACCGCUCCCCUCUCAGACCUCCCCACCUCGGGUCCACUGCGUCGGAGCGAGUCGGUGGGCCGCAGACCCCUACUGCGUCACCCCAACCCCCACCCACCCUUUACUCAGCGAGACUCCGACUACGAACUGGAGCCAGACAGGGGCCGCAAGCGGGCCAUCGACAACCAGUACAUGUUCCUCUGACCGGCCGACUCCCUUUCUCCCUGUCACAGCCGGCCCAGAGGUCACUGCAAAACUCCAAGCAAGUGCCAGAUGGACUCAUGAGUGAACGUGUAUGCCCAAGUUGAGGUCUGUUUCAUGGUGGGGGUGACAGAGUUCAUUAUGAAUGUAUUUUUAGGAAAGUGUUUAAUAUUGUUAUAUGAUUAUUCUCAUUUUAUAAAGCGAAUGUCGUUGUUUUAAGGGAUGUUGCUACAUGGGAGUGAGUGGCGCUGAUGUGGAAGGUCUUCCCUCAGGCAGGGGAGCGGGGCACCCUCACUGCCUCUCCCUCCCCUUUAAUAGGGGUCUGUUUAAGGGCCCUGAAGCGUUGGGCAACACUCCCUCCCCUCCACACACACACUCCCAUUUUAUAGUGUAUUCUAGUGAUACCCUGUGUAUUUGAAAUGCACACAUUCUGUACAUUGUGUAUUUUAAUUCGCUGGAAAACAGAAGGUGUUGAAAAAGGAACCUAACAAACUGUGUGGAGCCUUCCACGUAGGUUUGGUUCAGUCUCACUGUUGGGGUAUGUAUUGACGUUAAACCUCCCGAGACGGGACUGAACAAGGGAGUUAACCCCAUAAAGAAAGCGGUCGGGAGGGGACACACCCUAUUCUAGAAUCCCUGUUCCCCUCCACAGCCUCGACUCUCAAGCCCCUGUGCACAACUCUUAUAUAACACAUUUCACACAAUGUUCGUGAUACAACACUUUGUCUGCCCAAACAUGUUUACACAACCAUUGUGCAAAACUCUGUUGUAUCACAAGCAUUGUACAACUUGAAUGUGUAUGGGGCAAAAUAUUAGCAUGUUAAUUUCCUGUUAGCAUUAAAGUCCUUACCUUCAUAGCAUUAACUUCUUUCAUCUUAACAUUGUUCUCUCCAGCUCUACGCCUCAAGGACAAAGCUGGACCUUUCUGAAGGCAUUUGUUUUUUGCUAGUUAAAUGUUUUCCUUCUAUGGUUUCUUAAUCAGCGAGCUCUUGAAAGAGACAAACGUCACCAAAGAAAAUGUGAGGAAAAGACUGCACUCCCUUGCUUUUACUAAGAACCCUCGUGUGCAUGGCCCCUUAACACAUUUUAUGUAAGCAACCGUUCUGGUGUACAUUUUUGUUUAUUAAUUAAACUUUCUUUAACAUACCAGUACCCAUCA
Molecule: messenger RNA, 3358 nt
Organism: Oncorhynchus tshawytscha (Chinook salmon)
Lineage: Eukaryota; Metazoa; Chordata; Actinopteri; Salmoniformes; Salmonidae
Product: SH2B adapter protein 3
Exons: 8
Coding region: 244-2202 (652 amino acids)
Biological process (GO): intracellular signal transduction
Cellular component (GO): plasma membrane
Molecular function (GO): transmembrane receptor protein tyrosine kinase adaptor activity
Source: RefSeq, a predicted model, not a curated record